AUGGGCCAGAGACAGCUCCUUUGUUUAGCCCGGGCACUGCUUCAUAAAACAACAAUACUUGUCCUGGAUGAGGCAACAGCUUCGGUGGACAUGGAAACAGACGAUUUGAUUCAGAAGACUAUUUGCACAGAGUUCAAGGACUGCACUGUCCUGACAAUAGCACAUAGAAUCAACACAAUAUUGAACUAUGACAGAAUCCUUGUACUGGACAAUGGUCAAGUCAAAGAAUUUGAUUCACCCAAAACUUUAUUAAAGAACAUAAAGUCAACAUUCUUCCGAUUAGCUAAAGAUGCUGGACUAGUUUCCUGAGCCAUGAAUUUACAUUGACAACAAAUAACAAACAAGAAGUUGUUUGUAGACAAACCCCUGACCAGGGUGAACAGAACUCAAGCCUGGAUUAAUGUUUUAAAAAACAAGACAUUUGUUUUAAUUUAUGAAACAUUUCAAGCAGAUGUUAACAGCUGAUUGAUGAAUUAGAACAGUUAAGAGACAUAUUCUAGUCAUAAUGUUCAAAUCCACAAAUCAGUUUGAAACUUGAACCAAAGUGUACAUUUUUGUAUUUUAUCAAUUUUAUUGAUCUUUAUAGUUAUAAAACAAAGUACCUCAUUACAUUAGCUUAGUUUGGGACAUUAGUCUUCUUGACUUUUGACUAGCCAAAUGCUAUAUUACCACAAGUUGUAACCAUUAAAAAUAAAAAGAAGUUAAAUAUAUAAACCCAAAGCCUUGGAAUACAUUUUAAAUAUUUAUUUUAAUGAACAAUAGCUUCUAAAGCACCUAGUGCCCCAGUGAAAAAUCCUGUAGAGAAAUUAAAGGGCAAUAACUUAAUGGUUCGAAUAAAGUGACUUUUUGAGAGCACACACAUUUGUUGUUGAUUAUUUUUUCCACUUGUAGUGUGUCAAGUGAUGCUGUCUGACCCCCAGUGACUUGGUCAUUGGGAGAACAUGAUGAAAGAGAGCACAUUGAU
Messenger RNA from Biomphalaria glabrata, 964 nucleotides. RefSeq names its product multidrug resistance-associated protein 1-like. NCBI's taxonomy places the organism in Eukaryota, Metazoa, Mollusca, Gastropoda, Planorbidae. The record is from RefSeq and is a predicted model, not a curated record. Gene Ontology annotation, molecular function: ATPase-coupled transmembrane transporter activity. Bases 1 to 309 code for a protein of 102 amino acids. Gene Ontology annotation, biological process: transmembrane transport. Gene Ontology annotation, cellular component: membrane. The transcript has 2 exons.